AUGCUGGGCGGGAAAUAUCUGAACCUGAAAUUGUUCAGCGACAAAAAAAAUUCCCUUGCGAGUACGAGUGCAGAAAAAUCCCGAGGCAGCCACAGCAGCAGCGCGCAAAAUGAUGGGGGAGGCCAUGCCCACAAGUAUAACAGAGACAAGAGAAUAAUUCACGAGGGGUGGCUAAACAAGUGGACGAACAUCAUUGGCAGUUACAGGCCCAGAUACUUCGUAUUGGAAAAUGGCAUAUUAAGAUACUCCAUAGAUAAAUUUUCUCCCACGAAGGAAACCUUUGGCUUGUCGCAGUGCAAAAUAAAAGUAUGUCCUGAUGACCCACUGCACUUUGAAAUUGAUACCACUGAGCAAGGUGUCCUUUAUUUAAAGGCAGACUUCCCGGAAGACAAACACAAAUGGUACAUAUCUUUUAAAAAAGCUCAACUCAGUUACCUACACGGAAGACAUAAUAAGAAAGGGUACAUAGGCGUGAACAAUUUUAAUGUAACCACAAACUCUGAUUUUAUAUUAAAAAUUAUAAACAACACAAAUGAUUUGUAUAAGAGUAGAACAAUCAGCUCCGUUGGUGAAGAGAAGAGGGGGGUGAAGAAGAGCCACGCCAGUGGGGAGGGACACGUGGUGAACUCUCCAAGUGGGAAGACAGAACAGACAGGCAAGUUAGACAAAACUUCAUCCUGUGUCGCAUUCGACCAUGAGGAAGGUACUUUAAAAACGCAUGGAAUGAAAAACAUUAACCUAGAUGAUGUAUUCAUUAGCUCCACCGAUUUUGAAGACAAGAGUCCAACUCUCUGUCUUAUGGAAAAUAUUGUUUCGUUAAAGGAAAUUACGAGAGACUUGAUAAAAAAUUCACAACUCAAUGAAGCCAAUUCCAUUUUGAAGAAAAUCAAAUUGGACCCCAACUACAAAGUGAACUGUGAUGAGGUGGGGCCUGUGCUCUACCAACUGUCCAACUCAAUCGACUGCAUGGAUGCUGUUAUUGAGAAAUACAUCAACUGCACCGAGAUGCUCUUGAAGGAGGAAAACGUGCAGUUGAAAUGUAUGAACAAGUCAUUGAAAUUAUUAGCGAAACAAAAUUAUUUCCUAGAGAAAUCGCAAGACAAAAAAAGCUUUAGUGACUUACAGGAUAAGGUAAGAAAUCACUUGGAGAAAUUUAAUUUGUACGUAAAUGAUCAGGAGAGUGAGGAGGAAGAAAAUGAGGAUUUGUUUUUUGACUGCGAUGAUGAAUCGCUUUGUGAGGAGGAAAAUGUGCUCUCCAAUGUUCCUAUAUCUGGUGACCCGCUCUCCAUCGAAGAGGCCCCCGCGACAAGCACACCAGAAAGGGGAAAACAGGGACAUGCCGACUAUGGGGGAAUUUCCCCUAAACGUCUUCCCCUUGGAGGAUCACCCGAAGGGAGCAACAAAUCGGAGCAGCAACAGGAAGCAGAAGAAGAGGACAAAGCGCCCUCCCCGGAAGGGUCACCCACCCAUCCAUCAACACUCCAUGAUAAUGCAGCAAAAAAGGGAAACACAGCAGAGGACCUAUGCCAGGUGGAUACACACACGAACGAAAUGGGCCAUGUUCACGACAUAGACACUGCGAACCACAUGGACGAGGCGAAGGAUAACGACCUGCAAUUAGUCCAACUGUGCACAGAAGGAAAUAUCAAGUCCCUAAAUUUUAACCAAAUCGACAUAUACACGGACAACAAAAUUAAGAGGAGGACCACACUACCAAGUCCACGAACGGACAUCAAAAUUAGCAUGUGGUCCCUGCUGAAGGACUGCAUAGGGAAGGAUCUGUCCCGCAUAGGGAUGCCCAUUUAUCUGAAUGAACCCUUUUCAUUUUUGCAAAGGCUGGCAGAAGAUUUCCAAUAUGUGUAUCUACUCCAGCGCGCCUCCAGAGAGGUCGAAAGUACUAGUAGACUUGCAUACGUGACAGCCUUUACCAUAUCUCCCUACGCUUCUGUCAUCGGGCGAACGUUUAAGCCAUUCAAUCCCUUGUUAGGUGAAACGUACGAGUUGACUCACAGGAAAUUCUUCUUCGUAUCGGAGCAGGUAGUUCACCACCCCCCUAUCACUGCAUACCACUGCCACAAUGAGUACAUGACAAAUUUUGCCAGCAUAGGCGUCAAUGUACAAAUUUUGGGCAAGUCAGUUGAAAUCACAAUUCCAGGGUCCAGUCACCUCAUCCUUAGGUAUAACAAGAGGGAAAAUUCUCCAACGGGGAGGGAAAGACACACAAAGCAAUGUGCACCUUUGGAUGAGAAUCAUUUUUUUGGUUCCGAGCAGGAUGUUAACCUAGACGCAUGUGAAGUGCCCACUUGCUCCUCAACCAAGACAAACAUCCAGGACAGAGGUACGCAUAGCACACACUGUGCACAUGGCAAAAAUAGUCUGUAUAGAGGUGACACACAUAGAGGCGACCCGCGGAGAAGUGCCCCUUUGCCAGGCGUAGACGCCCCCGAGUGCGGCCAGGAGCAUUACACGUACCAAAGAGCCAACAUGAUAAUCCACAACAUAAUAUUUGGAAAGUUGUGGGUGGAGCUCCAUGGAAAUAUCCUCAUAAGAAACCACAACAAUGGAGAUUUCUCCAUCGUCAGGUACAUUCGCAAGGGAUGGUUUGACAACGAAAUUCACAAGGUAAGAGGAGUUGUAUGUGAUCGAUACAAAAAUAUAAUUUUUUAUAUAUACGGAAAGUGGUCACAAGAAAUUAACAUAGCUUAUGUAAAGCAUUUAAAAAAACAGGUAUAUGAUUCAUACUUUUUCAAUGCCGAUGGGUCAGAAAAUAUUAACCACUUUAACAGAAAUGCUUUGAAUGAAUUUAUUGCAAAUGUGGAUUGGCAAUUUUAUGAGAACAACGUGGAUCUCCUAAAUGGAGUGUGUGUGUGGAGGGCCUCCAAAAGGCCCAAACACAGUGAAUUAUAUUACGGGUUUAAUAAUAUGACCGUGGAAUUGAACGAAAUAACUCCUGAAUAUGAUCCGUCCAAGGGGGCAGCUAUUGCGUGUACGGACAGCAGAUUUAGACCUGAUCAGAGGAGUUAUGAAAAUGGAAAUAUCGAAAUUGCCAUGAGUGAAAAACAGAGACUUGAAAACAAACAAAGAAUGAACUCGAAGAAAUAUACAGGGAAAGACUCCUACAAACCAAAAUGGUUUUACAAGCAUAAGGACCCCAUUUAUAAGGACAGGGAUAUGUACCUCUUCAACAAUGAGUACUGGGUCGCGAAGGAGAAGGGGCUCUUCACGGACACGCCCGACAUAUUCUGA
This is a messenger RNA of Plasmodium fragile, 3246 nucleotides long. RefSeq lists its product as uncharacterized. The transcript has a single exon. The record is from RefSeq and is a predicted model, not a curated record. Gene Ontology annotation, molecular function: sterol binding. Lineage: Eukaryota; Apicomplexa; Aconoidasida; Haemosporida; Plasmodiidae. The coding region runs from base 1 to 3246 and encodes 1081 amino acids. Gene Ontology annotation, cellular component: cytosol; intracellular membrane-bounded organelle; membrane.